This is a messenger RNA of Neolamprologus brichardi, 4538 nucleotides long. RefSeq names its product MAGUK p55 subfamily member 4-like. Gene Ontology annotation, molecular function: protein binding. The record is from RefSeq and is a predicted model, not a curated record. NCBI's taxonomy places the organism in Eukaryota, Metazoa, Chordata, Actinopteri, Cichliformes, Cichlidae.
CGUUGACUGCUUCUGACACACUCGCCCUACUGGUUCCUUUCAACUGAGAAAUCCCACACUGAACAAUUGGACCACAGGAAGGGAAUUGGAAUAACCCUUUCAUUCUCUUCUGAACAAUUACCAUGAAACAAGCUAUGGAGGAUGGUGUCAGUGUGGUACUGUCCAGUGUGGUGAAGGAUGUUGACCAAGCUGUUAGCAGGAACAUUAAUGGUGCUCAGCUUCUGCAUGAACUACUGAGUGCACCGUGGCUUUGUGCCCUGCUGAAGAUUUAUGAGUGCCUGUUAAAGUUCCAGAGACUGACACCAAGCCCCGUUUUGCCUUAUGCUGCAGGACUCUCACAUGAGGUCAUAAAUGCAAUACUGACAGCUCAAAAGCCUUCAGCUCCAGCUAGAGAGUUGUGCAGCCUCCUGAGUUCACCUCAUAUCCAGGCUCUCUUGUCAUCUCAUGACAGUGUUGCACAGUCAGACUAUGAGCCUGUCUUACCCCCUCUGCCUGAUGAAAUACCAGAAGAUGAGGAGGCAAUGAGGAUUGUGUGUCUUGUAAAGAACAACCAGCCUCUGGGUGCAACUAUAAGAAAGGAUGAGGCGACGGGGGAUAUCUAUAUUGCCCGGGUGAUUCAUGGAGGAUUGGCUGACCGCAGUGGACUUCUACAUCCUGGAGACCUAUUAGUGGAGGUAAAUGGAAACCCAGUGGUGGGCCUGGAACCAGAACAGGUCAUCCAUAUACUGGCCGAUUCCCAAGGCACUAUCCUGUUUAAAGUCAUUCCAAAUCCAUCUCAGGCCAUCCUCAGCCAGACACCAGUAUGUAUGAGGGCAAUGGUAGACUACUGCCCUCUGCAGGAUUUUUCCAUCCCAUGUCCAGAUGCAGGAAUGGCAUUCAGCAGAGGAGACCUUCUUCAGGUGGUUGACCAGUCAGAUGGACAGUGGUGGCAAGCCAGGAAACUGCCCUGUGCUACAUCCUGCGCUGGUCUGAUUCCCUCUGCCAGCAUGCUGAAGAGUAAACAGAGGGAAAAAUGGUGGUGUCAGCCUUUACAGGUUCAUACCUGCAUCAGACCACUGACCCUGACUGCUAACGAGGAAAAUCCUGCAAAUUCUGAUGAGAAACAUGCAAUAACAGAUCUGGAGGAAAUAAAUUUUGAUGAAGCUGAAUCUGAUGUUACUGAUGGAAUCUACCUGGCUGGUUUCCGUCGAAGUUUCCGUGUCUGGAAGAGGACUUCCUACAGGAAGCGACGACAGUCGUGCACCACCUGCUCUCCCAACACCAAUGCUUUGUCCACCCCCUAUGAGGAAGUGGUUUUGUACCAGCGCCCUCCUCAGGAGAACCACCGCCUCAUCAUCCUCGUUGGUGCUUCAGGAGUUGGAGUAAAUGAAGUUAGGAAGAGACUCAUCAAACUGAAUCCUUCGACGUUCCAGGGACCAGUGCCUCACACCACUCGCUCAAUCAGAGCAGGGGAGCAGAACGGUAGAGAGUACCACUUUGUUACCAAAGAACUGUUUGAGUACAUGGUCUGCAACCACAGAUUUUUGGAAUAUGGGGAGAGUAAAGGUCAGCUGUUUGGAAUUAGCACUGAUGCCAUUGAUGAGGUGCGAAAACGAGGGCGGAUGUGUAUCAUUGACGCCGAGCCCCAUAGCAUCCAGCUGUUGCGAACAAAGAAAUUUAAACCCUAUGUAAUUUUCAUCAAACCACCCAGCCUGGACAGACUCAGGGAAACUCGGAGAGAUGCUGGAAUCAUCACCAAUUAUGCCAUCAACAGAGUUUUCUCAGAGGAAGACUUUGCAGAGCUUGAAGAGACAUCAAAGCUGAUUGAAGCAAAGUACAAGCAGUUUUUUGACAGCGUCCUGGUGAACGAUGACCUACAGGACGCUUGCAUAGAGCUCUGUUCCAUCAUUCAGCAGGCACAGGAUGAACCACAGUGGAUACCUGUAAGCUGGGGAAGAGCAGAGGAUUAGCACAGGGGAAGAAUAAAAUACUUAAAGAGAUACAAAAUGACAAUGUGAAAGUGAAAUAAGAAGAAACAGGCAGAAAAAAAUAUUUAAAGACACGGUGAAAUCCUCAGAGCAGAACACAAGGAUAAUACAUUUAUAUGGGAUGAACAGAUAAUCAGUCAUAUGAUUAUGAUGUGACACUAUCCAUGAUGUCAUAUCUUUGCAAUUUGGGAACAAAACUCUUUAUUUGUAUCCAGUGGUUGGUAACCCUAGCAACAGUUUGUUGUUUCAGUACACUUUAAUUAUAUUUCAUAUAAUCACUCCCACUUUUGAUGCUGUUUUUUUCAGUGACAGCUGUUCAAUGUAUUUACUUUCAGUCUUUCCCUCUCUGUACUGUAGUGAAAUCUUAUUGGUAUGUUAUUGGUAUGUUGUGGUUUAGAGGCUAAGUAGGCUUCAUUUUUAAUUUGAAAUGUAUGUCAUAUGGAAUGUAAUUAAGUACAGUUACUGUCAUAUAAAGGUACUUGCACUUUACUUGAGCAUUUCCAAAUUGGUCACCUUUGUGCUUUUGCUUCACAACAUUUCAAAGAUAUACACCACAACAUUCACUUAAAGUCUUUGGUAUUUGUGUUAAUAUAAUAUUCAGAUUUUACAUAUCAAACAAGUCAGUUAAAAGUUUAAAGUGUUACCAGCAGGAGCAGCUACAGCAGUUAAAUGAUAUCUGAACAUUAAUUCCGCAGUAGUUACAUAUUCUUGCUAUCCUGUAGGCAAAUUCAGUAUCUUGUUGGCUUUUUGUAAAAAUAAUGGUGACCACCAGUGCUACCGCUCAGCCUCUUGGUAGACACAACUAUGGUAUCAAUUUCAAAAUCCUACGUCGCCUUGUUCUCAAGUUAUCGCAUUCACAAACUUAGGUGUCCACGCUGCCUGCCUGCCCUGAGAAUGUCAAAAAGACAAAAUUGCCACUUCUUCAGCUCAAUAAUAAGAAAUAAAGAACAAUAUCUAAGACAACAAAAGGAAUACACAAUGAGAAUAUCUCAAAGAUACAUUCAUGUGAAGAUAAGUGACAUACAUUCAUAUUACACAGUACCCAGUAUGUGCUGGUAGUAGUAUCCACACAAACUCCACUAAUUCAGCAGUCUGUCAUGUUUCACUGACUGGUACAAAAACAUCAUAGCAGAACGAUUACACUCUUAUGUGUAACACUUGCCAAGGAAUCCUUUUCAUCAAAUUCUGAUGAUUUAAAGGUGAAAUGCAGUUAGUAAAAUGGCCUUCAUUUGUGAUUAGCCUUUUCCUUCUUGAAUAAAUAUAAAACAAGCGCUUGAGAAAUUGACUGAUUUUAUUUGUAGCUCUUUGGUCAAGAAAAUAAUUUGCUUUUGCAAUGAAUGUAGAACGUCUUAUUAACACUGUACAAAUGUUUAAUCACAGCAAUUGUAUUUUAAUGGCAUUGCAUUUGCAUGUAUAUGAUACACUAAAGUAAUUAAAACCAAAAUGUUACAAAUAAUAAUAAUAGUGAAAAAAAAUUGUUGUACUGUCAUGUAAGUUGCACACUGUGUUACAUUAACAUCAAACUGGUCCUAUCCCUUCACCUAAAAGUUACCAAAACUUAAAAUUAAAUCAACAGGGAACUGCUUUUGAUCUUCACAUUGUGUUCCAUUGUGUUAAAACAUCUUUGCAGACAGUUAAGAUGUUUAAUUACCUGACCUUCAUAGAAGCAAAAUAUAAAGUAUUCACUGUACCUGUAUGAUGGACAUGACUGAAACUGACAGCUUACAUUUCUCCUGUGAUGUUUUGCAUAACGUCCCGGUUUUUCCACUUUGGAAAAUUUGCAGCACAAGGGGAUAACACAUCUUUUUGUCCAGUGUGUUUACUAUUUUCGAGAAGCUUAAUUAUUUGCCAUGUUUAAACAACAGAACAACUCAGGUUGUUCAUUGUUAGUCUUAAAGGCACAGUUUUAUCAUUGUUUAAAUAUCUAUCUAUCAGAAAGGUCCUUUUCUGUUACUAUUGGACAAUACUCCACUUCCUUUGCCCCAAUUUUUGUGGUGUGCCUCAGGGGUCUGUUUUGGGUCCAACUCUGUUCUCCUUAUACAUGCUGUCUUUGGGAUUUCUUUUUAGGAAAUACAACAUCCCCUUUCACUGUUAUGCUGAUGACAUCCAAAUUUACUUCCCCUUGAAACUGGGUGUUUCUGUUCCACUGUAAUGUUAAAGACUGGUUAGCACAAAAUUUUCUCAUCCUGAAUGUAAAUAAGACUGAAGUCAUUCUACUUUGGAUAAGUUAACUGUUACCCUCAGUUCACUUGCUUGUCAUUGUCAAAGGAAAAUUGUUUAUAGUGAGAUCAGCUUCAUGAAAUGUGCUCUUUUAUUUAUCACUAAGCAAAUUUCUAUGUGACUUUUGACAUGUACUUUUGUGUGAUAAACAACUAACAGCUUGUUCUUUCUGUAAGAACAUACAGAUUUAGAAAAAGGGGAACCUCAGCUCAGAGUUCUUAGAAUAACUCUGUUAUCUUUGUACACACACACACACACACACACACACACACAAGCUUGUAUAAAUAAAGCACGCAGACAGUGAUGAGACGCAGGUCUUGCGUCCAUGACUGCCCUCGAGAGUAAAGACAA